UCUCACCGGAAGCUUGACGUGGGAGCGCGCAUCCAGCCGGUGGUAGCUGAAGGAAUCCGACUGAAAGCUGAGGUCUGGUCAGCUGGUCACUCAGUGUUGGAAACACGCGUGGAACCAGCUGCGGAGCAGCUCAGUGGUGCGGCCUUUCACUUGCAGCGGGAGCAGAGACGUCUAUCUGCGGACUAACAUGAUGGCAGUGCUGGGUAGCGCCGGUCGCCUCAUCCAAUUUGCCAGGAGCGGCGUCAGUCUGAGCGUGAGGCGGCGAUCCACGGCUGCUGCUUUGGCUCAGAGCGCAGCGCCGGAAAUACAAGAGAACAGGAAACCUAAAACCGGCAUCCUGAUGCUGAACAUGGGCGGACCGGAGAAGCUGGAAGACGUUCAUGACUUCCUGCUGAGACUCUUCAUGGACACAGACCUGAUGAAGCUUCCUGUUCAGAAUAAACUCGGUCCAUUCAUUGCUAAGCGCCGGACGCCAAAGAUCCAGGAGCAGUACAGUAAAAUCGGAGGAGGUUCUCCCAUCAAACGCUGGACGUCCAUGCAGGGGGAAGGGAUGGUGAAGCUGCUGGACGAGAUGAGUCCUGAGACGGCUCCUCACAAGUUCUACAUUGGCUUCCGGUACGUCAAUCCGCUGACGGAGGAGGCCAUCGAGGAGAUGGAGAAGGACGGAGUGGAGAGAGCUGUGGCCUUCACCCAGUAUCCCCAGUACAGCUGCUCCACCACAGGUAGCAGCCUGAACGCCAUCUACCGUUACUAUAGCAACAGAGCCGACAGGCCGAAGAUGCGAUGGAGCGUCAUCGACCGCUGGCCGACACACCCUCUGCUGGUCGAGUGUUUUGCAGAACACGUCAGUAAUGAACUGUUGAAGUUUCCAGAAGACAAACGAGACGACGUCGUCAUUCUUUUCUCAGCACAUUCUCUUCCUCUGGCUGUAGUAAACCGAGGUGACCCGUAUCCUCAGGAGGUUGGAGCCACAGUUCAGAGAGUCAUGGAGAAACUGGGCCACUGUAACCCAUACAGACUGGUGUGGCAGUCCAGGGUCGGACCGAUGCCGUGGCUCGGACCGCAGACCGAUGAGGUGAUCAAAGGCCUCUGUGAACGAGGGAAGAAGAACAUCCUGCUGGUGCCGAUUGCCUUCACCUCGGACCACAUAGAGACGUUACACGAGCUGGAUAUCGAGUAUGGACAGGUGCUGGGAGAGGAGUGUGGUGUGGAGAACAUCAGGAGAGCAGAGUCUCUGAAUGGGAAUCCUCUUUUCAUGAAGGCGUUAGCUGAUCUGGUCCAGUCCCACCUGAAGUCCAACGAGCCUUGUUCCCGCCAGCUGACCCUUCGCUGUCCACUGUGCACCAACCCCACCUGUGGAGAGGCCAAGGCCUUCUUCGCCAACCAGAAGCUCUCGUAGAAACAUGGACGUGUAGAAAGCAACGGGGCGAGCGAUGGAGAAACUAAAGCCUUCUUCUACAAACUUCAUAACUCACUCAAACAACACACAGAGUCUUCGCCAGCAGGAGAGUCGGCAACCUAGAAAAUCUAACACAAAGAGCCAACGAAAUGAUCUCUGCAGAUGGAUUUAUUGUUUCUGGAGUCACAGAUUUCGGUUUAGUCUUUUAUUUAAAUUUAAACCUGAAGUAGAUCAACUCAGCUCCAAGUACAGUUGGGUUUUUCCAUCUCAAAUCAUCACGAUCCUUCUACUGUCAAACUAUGAAUAUUAAUAAAGAUAUUUGUGGAGUUUUAGCUUCAUAUAUCAAAACUUUGAGAUACUUUUGUCAAUAAUCGCCUGUCGAUCCACUUUAAGCAGUUUUUCCUCACAUUGAAAUUGGAGGCUGUUUGAACAGAAAUGUCUGAGGAACUAUUAAAGAUAAAAACCUGAAGUUUUCACUGUUAUUUCUCAUGUCAUUGAUUCAGAAUCUGAAAUAUUAUGGUUAUGUUUUGUUAACAGGAGCUGAAGUUCAGGUUGUCGCUUCUGACUGUUUAGGAUUAUUUCCUCUUUAUUUUGUGAUGAGUUCCAGAGAUAUUGUUUUUCUAUCAGCUUCAAAUUUCAAUGUCAGAAAAAAAACCUACUGAAAGGCUGUUGACAGGUGAUUUUAAGAACAAGUAUUGUGGAAAGCAUUUGGUAUAUCGAGCUAAAAUUUCACAAAUAUCUUCAUAAAUAUUCAUAUUUUCUGCUGUAAUAUUUUCAGGCAAAUGAGAGACAGUUGAGCAGAAAAACACUUUGGUGAUUUUAGAUGGAACAAUCUGCUGCAGCUAACAUCUGCCUUUAAAAAAAACCCGUUAAUGCUUCCUGAAUUUUCUCUUUACGUGAAAACAUCGCAGCACUUGUUUGGAUUAAAACCUCGCUAAAGUUAAAAGUCUCCGACACUCUGCAGAAAAACCGCUCAAAGCUACAGGAAGAAGAUUCUUGCACUAUUUUGUUCUGUGGGUUGUAAUAUUUCAUUUCCCUGCUUCACAUUCCAUCACUCAGCUAACCGUAAACCCCCAUCAGACGCCUUCGUUCUGUUCGCGUCGGUGCUACAUCACCACCAACAAGGGUUCUGGUUGGUCGGCUGCUUUUUCCUCGCCCGUCGCUUCACGCCAUUGGCCCGACAGCCAGUAACCCCGCCCACUUUGCUGCAACCCCUGCAAUGUGAUUGGAAGAGGUUGGUGCUGCUCAAAACGCUGCUGCUCCCCGAUACUCGGAUAAAAGCGAGUUUAAGAAGGAAAUGAAGAGCGAUUUAGGGACAGGAAGAUUAAACAAGUCUAAAGCAUGAAUCUAUGUUUUGAUUUCUGCAAUAAAACACAUUUUGACUGCAGUCGAGCGAGAAAACGACAACAAAGUGAGAUGGUUUACAAGCUCAGAGAAAUAUGUUGUUAAAGUACCAACAUGUAGAGCUGGAUAAUAUUCAGACUUUAGACUUAAUUCAACUUCUAUCAUCUCAGAAAUCUGAUAUAAAGUCAAAUUUUUUAGACUUCUGAGAAAGAAAGCCUGAAUUCAGUCUCAGAUUCAACAAGAUUAAAGUCAGAAUUCUGUCCUUUUUAUCUCAGAAGUCUGAGAUUAAAAUCAGAAUUUUUACACUGAAGUCAGAAGUCUAUAACUUGAUCUAAAAUGAAACUCUGAACUCAACUAUCUGAGAAUCUUUCAGAUUAAAUUUUAUGACUUUAAUCUGAGAGAAAAUUGUCAAAAUUCUGAAUUUCAGAUUAAACUACUCUGCAUUCUGACUUUUUUAAACUCAAAGGCAUGAAUGUGAAAAAUUUGACUUUACGCUUAGAUUUUUUGCGAAGAGAAGGCAGAAUUUUGAGUAUAAUCUCGGUUUAUUCUAAGAUUAAACUUCAAAUUUAAUCAGAAAUUUUUAAGAAUUAAGUGAAUUCUGACAUUUUUUUCAAUAAUGCAUCAUAAGCUAAAAUAAAAAAAAGGGAAUUUUACAUCUUUACAUGUCCAACCCUUGAGGUAGUUUACAUCAUAAUUCUUCAUUAGUGAAACAGAGAAGAUGGUAAAUUAAUGGCCGAGUUAAAACCAGCUACAUUUUGUGUUUGAAAUUUAGUAAGAAAUCGAUAGAAGAUGAGAGAAAUCCAGUAUUGGGGUUGAAGUCGGCUGGUUGUGCAGUACCGAGAGCAUCGUGGACGAUGACGUUGAGCUUCCUGUCUGCUGUCAGUCACAUGAUGCUGUUGUUAGUAACGAGACCUCUGAAGCGAAGAUGUCAAAAAUCUGAAAAAAAGUGAAACCUGAACGUUUAGUUGACAGUUAAGGUGUGAAUAUCAAAACCUGAAAAAUGAGAACUUUCUCAAGGCGAUGUUGAGUUUCUUCCUCAUCUUCUUAGUCACUGAAAGUUUGAGUAACCGAUCAAUACCGUUUCGAUACUUACUCAUCCAUUUCGAGACUGAUGUGUGAUUUUCUACCAUGUUCACCAUUCAGAUCAGGUGUUCCAUUAGUGUAAACAGUGUAGACCUAAAGUAGCAACACACGUGUUAAGUCAUCUCCAGUCAUGGACUAAAGUUUCCAUCCAUUCAUAAAGACCAUAAAUAUGACGACAGUCUUGAGUUUCCAACAACUCUGUGAUGAAUCAUUGAAACACACUUCAUCAUAAAUAAUCACACAUUUAGGUUCUUUCAGAGAUUUAUAAAUAUGGGUGGAAACUAUACAUACAGUGAUGCACGGUGGAGGCAGUAUCAUGCUCUGGGGUUGUGGAACUGGUGCUAGAAAAAUAUUGGAAUUCUGAGUUUAGUGUAGGUUUAAUCUUAAAUGAAAUGCAGAGUUUAAUCAGAAUUUCUUCAGAUAAAACUAAAAAUACUGACUUCAGACUUCAGUGUAAAAAUUCUGACUUUCUGAGAUUAAAAAAAAAGUCAAUUCUGAGUUUCAAAUCAAAGUGAGAUUGAACUCAGAAUUUUGACUUUGAUGUAAAAAUUCAGACUUUAAUCUCAGAUUUCUGAGGAAAAAAGUCAGAAUUUUGAGUUUACUCUUGGUUUAAUCUAAAGUUAAACUCAGUUCAUCUGAGAAUUUUUCAGAUUAAACUCAAAAUUCAGACUUUAAAAAUUCAGACAUUAAGCUCAGAUUUCUGAGCAAAAACUCUAAAAUCUGAGUUUCGCAUUAAACUGAGACUCAUAGGACUUCCUUGAUGUCUUUGGUCUUUACGAGCGGAUGUAAACUUUUUUCCUAACUGGACGCCACUACCUUGUAGUACAGCCCGAUCGCACGAGGAUUUGUGAAACUGUCACGUAAGUUUUAGUUUCGGUUUCGUGCGCACCAACACGAUUUCGUCAUGUUUUUCGUGCCGCUCACCACGAAAUGCGCACCAAUGUAUUUUAAACGGCGGACUUUUCGUGCCACUCAGAACGUAUUUCAAAAGAAUGUGUAUAUUAUAUUUUUAAUGUAAAACCGUGGCGAAUCCAACGCUAUAUUUUGCAUGACAUCAUCCCUAAACAUAACCCUAACCAUAACCCUAACCAUAACCUAACCAUAAGCCGGUGGUACACUUACCAAUUUGCAUAGGAAUUUCAAGAAUGUCCGGCGGCCGCAAACGCGAUCACACAAGCAGUAUACGCCGAUGGACAGCUUAGAUCGUCAUGAAUCCGCCGGUAUAAACCACUUUCAGAUGUGAUUACCACAGCGAAAAACAUUUCGUGGUGAGCGGCACGAAAAACAUGACGAAAUCGUGUUGGUGCGCACGAAACCGAAACUAAAACUUACGUGACAGUUUCACGAAUCCCCGUGAGACCGGGUUGUGUAGUAACGUCUGUUUUAGAUAAAUGUAGGACAAAAAGACGAGUGUAAAACUCCAAAGACGCUGGAUUUGUCCACCAAUAAGAAAAUACAGGAUAAGUGUAGAGCCGUAGUAUAAGAACGACACAAGUCAAGUGUAGAUUUACUGUUUCUGUAUCGACUGAGGAACGUUUGUUUUUGAUCUCAACGUUAAACCUGAGAACCCCCAAUUUAACUAGUUGGUAAACUGAGAAAAGUCUUGAAGGUUGACAAGAAUUAAUAAUCAAGUGUCAAAAGAAAACUAACGUCUGCAGUAACUUGACCUCUGACCCAGCUGUCCGUGAUAAUGUGCCUUUUACACUGGCUGACUAGAAAUACUGGACUUGUGCUUUAUGUACAUUUUAUUAUUGUUAUUAUUAUAUUUGGGUUUUUUUUUGUUUUUUGUUUUUUUGCUUAACCAAAAUGCUGGCGGGGAAAAUCCACCCUGAAAUGUGAACUUACAUGUUCCUGUUGUGAUCCAAGUCAUCGUUCUUUGUGUGUUUUUCUGCUUCCACAUGUUCAGAAAUGCACUUUACAGCUAAUUAUUCGAGCGGAGUCAUGCUUCCUCUGCUUCGAAAGGGAUCGUGAAGUUUAUGGAGGAACACUGGUCCAGGAAAGUUUUCAUGUGGCUAAGCUAGGCUAAUCUUGUCACACAGGAAAGCUUUUGGGCAUCUAAGCUAGGCCAGGCUAAUGUUGUCACACAGGAAAGCGUUUGGGCAUCUAAGCUAGGUUAGGCUAAUGUUGUCACACAGGAAAGCUUUCAUAUGACUUAGCUAGACUAGGCUAAUCUUGUGUAGGAAAGUUUUGUGUGAAGCUAAGUUAAGCUAAAUUAGGCUAAUCUUGUCACUCAGGAAAGCUUUCAUGCAAAUAUGCUAAGCUGGACUAGUCUUUUCAGCAGGAAAGCUGUCAUGCAGAAGCUAAGCUCAGCUAGGCUAAUCAUGUCAUGCAGGAAAGAUUUCUUGCAGAAGCUAAGCGAGGCUAAUCUUGUCUUGCAGGAAAGCUUUUGUGCAGAAGCUAAGCUAAGUGAAGCUAAUCUUGUCAUGCAGGAAAGCUUUCGUGGGCUAAGUUAUUGUUGUAACGCAGCGCCUUCACGCUAGCAUAUUGUUAAGACAAAUGCUAAAUUCCUCUAAAAACAAACCAAAAACCAAGCUGUCCCUUUAUUGUGACCGGAUAAACCGGAUAAAGUUGAGUUUAGAAACGGUGAAAAGUUCGGGUCACUGCAGGACGACAUGCUAAUCUCUGAAGGGUGGUUGUUUCCUGAUUUAUUUUUAUUUAUCCUCUAAGUCAUUUUCAACAACUGUUGUUUUAUAUCAGUUGUGUGUGUUUAGCUGCACUGUGCCGAGAUUGUACAUACAACAAAGACGCUUCGGGGGGUUUUCUCGCAGCUCAGGCGAACUUUUAUUUUGUUAAUGUCGGUUUUAUUUAUUUUGAGAUUUUAUUUUUUUCCGGUUUGUGUGUCACUGAGCAAACAAAAAACCACCUAUCUCCACUGUUGGGUCAUGUUUUGUUUUGUUUUUUUUAAACAUAUUUGAAGACAUGGUAUUAACAGUGCAAUUACAUGUAACAAGUCUUCCUUCAAAAUAAAAGAUAAUAAUUAAAAUCUCA
Messenger RNA from Acanthochromis polyacanthus (spiny chromis), 6814 nucleotides. RefSeq names its product ferrochelatase (gene fech). Gene Ontology annotation, molecular function: protoporphyrin ferrochelatase activity. The record is from RefSeq and is a predicted model, not a curated record. Gene Ontology annotation, biological process: heme biosynthetic process. The coding region runs from base 188 to 1399 and encodes 403 amino acids. Lineage: Eukaryota; Metazoa; Chordata; Actinopteri; Pomacentridae. The transcript has 11 exons.